AUGGAGGGUGACAAUCAAUCAAACUGGAGAACAUUUUACCAAUUGAGCACUUUCAAACAACGUUGUUGUUUUUUGUACACAACCAUCAGAGAUAAGGAGAGUGAGGUGGGCAUGGCUAGUUGUUUAAUGUUACUAACCAAAGUUAGUGAUACCGAAACCCCAUCAAGAAAGAGGGUUCUAAGUGGUGGUGAUUUUAAGUGCAAGACUUGUAACAGGAAAUUCCAAUCGUUUCAAGCACUUGGGGGGCACCGAGCCAGCCACAAGAAGCUAAAGCUCAUGGCUUCAAACCUUUCGUGUUCGACCGUGACACAAAAGAUGCACCAGUGCCCCAUUUGUGGAAUUGAAUUUGCGAUUGGACAAGCACUGGGAGGGCACAUGAGAAAACAUAGAGCUUCCUUAAACGAUGGUUUGAUAACUCAUGAUCAUGUUGUGCCAACAUCUAGUGGUACUAAAAGGCUUCGUUUGUGCUUGGACUUGAACUUGGCACCGUACGAGAAUGAUCUCAACCUCAAUUUAAGGACACCUACUUUAAAUUUGUUCGUUUGAUCGAUUUGAGUGUUUUUAGGGCGAAUUCUUGUUGGAAAUUGUUUUAUUUUUAUUUUUUGUUUCUUACUUUGCCGUGCUUUUUAGUUUAUGACGUACGCGUGAUUCUAUAGGGUUCUAUGUAUAUUCAUGGUGCUAACUUGAAAGUACAGGGAAAAUUUUGCUGACUACCGUUAAGCAAAGCAUAUUAAGCAUACUAUCAUGGCUCUUUUCAGGAACAUGUUUUGAAAAGUCACUUUCAAUAUGAAGGAUUCAGUUACUGUUAGUUGAGGGUAGUAAUUAUUGGUUGGAUCUGUUAUGAUAGAUACCAUUAACUGUGAGAUUAAAAACAAAAUAGAAUUGCCCACACUUA
Messenger RNA from Glycine soja, 895 nucleotides. Its product is annotated as zinc finger protein ZAT8-like. The record is from RefSeq and is a predicted model, not a curated record. The transcript is spliced from 2 exons. Bases 1 to 546 code for a protein of 181 amino acids. NCBI's taxonomy places the organism in Eukaryota, Viridiplantae, Streptophyta, Magnoliopsida, Fabales, Fabaceae.